AUGACUUCGACUAUAUUUAUUGGUAAUCUCCCAUUUGAUACAUUGGAAGAGGAAAUCGUUGAGAUUCUUUCAGAAGCAGGCAACGUUGUUUGGUUUAGAACAGUUUUUGACAAGAUGACAGGCAGAAGUAAAGGUUACGGUUUUUGCGAAUAUAAUAACCACGACCAAGCACUCAUUGCUGCUAAUACUUUAAAUAAUAGAAUAUAUAAAGCUAGAGCCAUCAGGAUUUCACUUAGCGAUCGACAUUUACAAGGAUAA
Molecule: messenger RNA, 258 nt
Organism: Heterostelium album PN500
Lineage: Eukaryota; Evosea; Eumycetozoa; Acytosteliales; Acytosteliaceae
Exons: 2
Coding region: 1-258 (85 amino acids)
Cellular component (GO): mRNA cleavage and polyadenylation specificity factor complex
Molecular function (GO): mRNA binding
Source: RefSeq, a predicted model, not a curated record